Thelazia callipaeda (thelaziosis nematode) is the source of this 363-nucleotide messenger RNA. The record is from the annotation of a GenBank genome assembly. NCBI's taxonomy places the organism in Eukaryota, Metazoa, Nematoda, Chromadorea, Rhabditida, Thelaziidae.
AUGUCUCGAGCUCAGCACUUAAUAAAGCGCUUAACCACUGCACCAUUAAAAUUAGGGAGGUGGAACAUAAGCGUUGCGUCGCGUCGCCUCAGUGCGCUGCGUGCUUUCCUUCCGCCCAGCAGCAGUGAUAUCCCGCUUUGGGAUAUGCCUCUGCUGACAAGACCAGUCAAGGCCAGGCUCAUGGUUGAGAUGCAUGGUGCUGCUUAUUCAGCAUCCUUGAGUUUGGUGAAGAAAUUAGCGAGCAUCACUAAACUCAAGCAUCAUGCAUCUGCGCAUUUUUUUUUAAAAUGGAAAGCGCAGUAUUCCACUGUACAUGAAUGGGCGGCUUCUGGUGAUAUUAAGCAAAAUGUUUAUUUUUAUUAA